AAGGUGGGCUCUCUCCCGCUGGCUGGCUGGAGAGAGCGGUGUAGGUAGGUAGCGCGCCGGGUCACACUCAAAAGAGGAGGCGAGUCGGGCGAUCCGGCUCAUACGUCCACUUGGGCUCGUAGCGCUCGCACCAACCGUCUGCUUCCUCAUUUUGUUUUGAAAUUUUCUCUUUUGAUUUGCCAUUUAUUUAUUUCAUUCGAUUUUGUUUUGUUGUUGAAAUGCGAUUGUUGUUCAACUGUUGACACCUCAGUGCCGAUUUCGAAAGUUGGAUCGUCUAUAGCGACGCUGUUGUUGUUGUUUUGCAAGAGUGAAUGGUUCAAUUACUCGAUACGAAGGUGGAAGGCUUCAAUAGUUCGGGUCAAUCAACGCGAGUUGAAAGCUGGCCGUCAGCAAUCAACAGAGUCGGUUCGUUGGCUGUUCCGGCUUCCAUCGCACCGGCCGCUAUCCAUCCGAUCAGUCAUCCAAAUAGAAUGCUAGUGACAGAUAGUGCGCUGCUCGCAGCAUCCACCACUCCGGCAGCUUCAGCAUCCGCAGUGUGGAAAAUGACGGAUCUUCCAGUUUCGACAGGCACUUCUUCUUUGCCGCUCUCAGUUCAUCCGCACCAUCAUCCGCAUCACAUCCAUCCCGUUGGCGCUUCUGCUCCAAUGGUUAAUUUACGCGACCUGUACGCUUCAGCGCCUUCCGGUUUGACAAGCGGAAUGACGGCGUCAACGGCAGCUGCCCACCACCAGAGGCUUCUUGACUUAUCGCGCUAUUCUUCUGGCUUGAUCAGGCCACCUUACGAUCUGGCUGGACAUCACCAACAGUUUUUAGCGGCGGCGGCGGCCGCCGCCGCGGCCCAUCACCAUCAGGUGCAGCAUCAUCACCACCACCAACAGCAACAUCAUCUCCCGACGGCGGCCAUCGGAAGCGCGGCCGCCGGUGGCCUCUCCUCUUCCGCCGUGUCCAAACUGCUGGCCGCCGCGUCGGCUUCGUCCGGCCCGGCGGGUCACGGCGGUGUCAUGGGCGCCCGUCCGUCGGGCAUCAUCGGCGGCUCUAAGCCUAAAGUAGCCACACCCACAGUCGUAUCGAAAAUCGAGCAAUACAAACGUGAAAAUCCGACCAUCUUCGCCUGGGAAAUCCGCGAGCGACUCAUUUCCGAAGGUGUGUGUACGAACGGGACGGCGCCUAGUGUGUCGAGCAUCAAUCGCAUCCUGCGCAAUCGUGCGGCCGAGCGGGCGGCAGCCGAAUUCGCACGAGCCGCCGGCUACGGACUUUAUUCGGCCGUCUCAGCGGCCGCUGCCGGCGGAGGACCGCCGUAUCCUUUCCCGUGGGCCGGUCCACUUCAUCACCAUCAUUGGGGCGCGUCGGGACCUGGUUUGACUGGGCCGACGCUCUCGCAUCCGCUGCCGGCCGCGCUGACUACCCCGCCGGCAGCUGCCAGCAGUCCUCGACAUCUUGCUCAUCCGCACGGCAGCAGUAGCGACAGCAUCAGCCCGCGAGCUUCUCCUCACCAUCAACAGCCUCCACCUCACCAUCACCAAGGGCUCGGAUCUCUUCCGGCCGGCUUGGCAGCUUUCGCCGCCGCAGCGGCCGCAGCUGCGGCUGCCGCCCGAGACGCAGGCGCUCAUUGCUCAGCCACUCCGCAAGGAUCGGCAGCCGAUUCGGUCCAAGGCUCCGUUUCGCCGACGGGAUCUGAUCCAGCCCGUCGUUCAUCUCACGAUUCGGCCUACGGUGGAAUAGGCCGCAGUCGCAGCCGCAGCGUGAGCGCCAGUCGUAGCGGCAGUUUCAGCCGAAGUCGAAGUCGCAGCCCUUUGCGUCAACACUCGGCUGAAGUUGGCGCGGAAGACUCUUCCGUUCGGGCAGACAGCGUGACACCACCUCCGUCUUCCCAUCCGGCUGGCCGCGGAUCGUUUCCUCCCCACCAACUGUCUGAUCAGCAUUGCGACUCUUCGGCUCUUCACCACCACCAGCAGCAGGGCAAAUUCCGACGCAAUCGCACCACUUUCAAUUCGGGCCAAUUGCGCGAACUGGAAAAGGAAUUCGAAAAGACGCAUUACCCGUGCGUGGCUACGCGCGAACGGCUGGCCAGCCAGACGCAACUGUCCGAAGCCCGCGUCCAGGUUUGGUUUUCUAACAGACGAGCCAAAUGGAGACGCCAUCAGCGGAUGAACCUGCUGCAGCCAUCGCAGCCUCCGCCAGGGUCGUCGUCGGCGGGCCAAGCGCUGGAGUCGGGCCAACAGGGCGGCCAGCAUCCGCCUCAUCGUCGCCAGCCGCCACAGGUGUCGGAGGACAGCAGGUCGACAACGGCGGCCAACAACGUCCACCAGCAUCGGCACCGACCAGCAGCGCAUCGGCACCUCUUUGGCAUCCGUGGGCAGCGGCGGCCUACGCCCGCCUCCAUCCGAGCUGGAUCGCCAACCAGCACCAGCAAGCGCAGCAGUUGUUCGCCGCCGCAGCAGCCGCCGCCGCAGCCGCCGCCACCGGACGAGACAUCCGCCGAUUGCACAACAAAUGAACGGAAGGACGACCGAUUGGACGACGACGACUGUUGGGAUGGCGACAGCGACCAUGUCGACUGCAGCGACAGUGAGCAAGAGAGUGACAUCAGCGUCGUCAGUCAUCACCAAGAGCAGGAGGAAGAAGAGGACCAACAAGAACAGGCGCUCGAUUUGAAAAAGACCAGGAGCAGUUCGCCAUCAACGGCAGUAGCGGCUACAGUAUCCGGCCGAUGAUAAAUGUUGACGUGUGUAUGUGACGGAGUAGCCUGAAAAAGCUCAGUUUUUUUUUUUGUCGUUUUUUUUUUUAAAUUUCAUUUGAUGACGGUCCUUGUUGUGUGCUCCCUUUUGGCCGUUGGCUCUUCCUCAUCGGCUUGCCGCCCCCCUUUUUGGAAAGAUAAAUCCAGUAGCAGAAAACUGAUGGGAAGGAAUCCGUCAGCUUGAGCUUCUUCUCAUGACAGCGCAGAAUGUCCGACAUGACUUUCUGGCCUCGGGAAAAAAACAAAACAAAAAAACUGUUUCUAUCCGACCCGCUCGCUCCUUUCUUCCCUUCUCUUUCUCUCACACACACAAAUAAAAAUUUAAGAAAAAUAGAAAUAAAAAUAGAAUUUUCGUUUGCUUGUUUCAUUCUUCCUUUUGAUUCCCCCCUCUCGCCCAUAAUUGGGCAUGUCAAAGUCGAAGCCCGUCCCCCCCCACUCUUUAUAGUACAUUUUUCUUUUUUGCAUUUUCUCGAUAGUAUGUGUAUGUAUAUUUAUAGAGGUACACCACUAGACACGUUUACAUACGUUUUUCGUUUUUUUAUACCUGUUUUGUCUACGCAACACCCCACACAAAAUCGAUGCACGGGAGAGUUGGGUCGGACGCAUGGCAAGAUGCAUCUUCUUUCAUAUUUGUUUCUUUAAAAGCGUAAUUAUCUCCUUUGCGUGUGGCUCUCUCAAUGUUCUGAAUGGACAACAAUAGUAGAUGUAGUUCGUUAAAAAAACAAAAAAAAACAAAAAAUAAUAAUAAUUCGAUUGAUUUUUACUUGCUAUCUUUGUAACACAGCAGUUAUGCAAAUAUAUACAUCUCCAGUCAUUUGAA
Molecule: messenger RNA, 3557 nt
Organism: Daphnia magna
Lineage: Eukaryota; Metazoa; Arthropoda; Branchiopoda; Diplostraca; Daphniidae
Product: paired box protein Pax-6
Biological process (GO): anatomical structure development; regulation of transcription by RNA polymerase II
Molecular function (GO): DNA-binding transcription factor activity, RNA polymerase II-specific; RNA polymerase II cis-regulatory region sequence-specific DNA binding
Source: RefSeq, a predicted model, not a curated record